Molecule: messenger RNA, 1121 nt
Organism: Ictalurus furcatus (blue catfish)
Lineage: Eukaryota; Metazoa; Chordata; Actinopteri; Siluriformes; Ictaluridae
Exons: 6
Coding region: 63-1121 (352 amino acids)
Biological process (GO): autophagosome organization; peptidyl-serine phosphorylation; protein autophosphorylation
Cellular component (GO): cytoplasm; autophagosome
Molecular function (GO): ATP binding; protein serine/threonine kinase activity
Source: RefSeq, a predicted model, not a curated record
AAGAAGAACGCUGUCAUUCUGAGACUUCAUACGACGUGAACUGCUGAGCGAAGCUCUAUAAGAUGGAUUUUUCUACAAAAACCCUGGCAAAGGGUUGCUUCGGGAAAGUGUAUAAACAAAAGUACGGAGACGCCUGGGCCGCGAUAAAGAAAGUGCCUGUGAACCUCAUCACUAAGGAACAGCUUUCCAGAGAGUGCCAUGUUUACGAGAAAGCACAACACAACAACGUGGUGAGGCUCCUCGGGACGCCGUGGCUGGACGACGGAAAGUGGCACAUUCCUCUGGAGUUCAUCUUCGGAGAGGAUCUUGAGACGGCCAUAUUUGACGUACAGAAAUCGAAAAUACAGCUGACCUCGUCGGUGAAGGCCACCAUCAUCACGGGUAUGUGUGAAGGAUUGAACUUCCUGCACAGCAAAGACAUCGUCCACCAGGACCUCAAACCAGACAACAUCAUGAUUGAGCACAGAUGUCAUCGUGCUGUGAUCAUUGACAUGGGCCUGGCAAAAUUCUUCAGAAACGGCUUAAGCUCUGCCGGAAACAUGGGCAACACGGCCUACUCUGCUCCUGAGAUCUGGCAAGGAAACGUUCGAGACAAGCAUUCAGACGUGUGGGCCAUGGGCAAAAUCAUUGCCGAACUCUGCAGAAGGGUCAGGCUUCCCACCCAUGGUUUGACUCCGACCAAGGUUAUAGAGUCUCUGAAAGACAAUCCAUACCGUAGCGUUGUGUCCAGGAUGGUGAUGAGAUGUGUAGCAGAGAGAGCCUCCAUGGCUGAAGUGAUUGGCGAGAUCCGGCAAAUUAAGGCAGGACCAGGAAGACAAAACGCAGGUUUGAUGGGUGCCUGUGGACCAAGAAGACAAAACGCAGGUUUGAGGGGUGCCUGUGGACCAGGAGCUGCUGAUCUUGGAUUGGGGAGAAAACGGGUCCUGCUGAGCCCUUACCCAACAGAAGCACAACACUAUGAAACACCUGCUACACACAUCCACCAUGGCCCAUUUCCACGAAAGAGAGCCACCAUGGCUGGAGUGUUUGGUGAGACCCGGCAAAUGGGGGCAAAUUGGGGGGCAAAUCAGGGUCAAUUCAGGCCGCUAUUCAUAGGGCAGGAAGACAACACUGCCAUCUAG